AUGGACACGGGCAACGAGUAUAGCUUGACCCCUGCUUCCUCGUCUUCCUCGCAGGAGCUGGGGAUGGCGCUCUCGCCAACGUCGCCGUCGACGAAGCGCCCGGCAGGGCGCACCAAGUUCAAGGAGACGCGCCACCCGGUGUACCGCGGCGUGCGUCGCCGCGGCAGCAAUGGGCGGUGGGUGUGCGAGGUGCGCGUGCCCAGCCGGCGCGGCGAGCGGCUCUGGCUCGGCACGCACGUGACCGCCGAGGCCGCCGCGCGCGCGCACGACGCCGCCAUGCUCGCGAUGCACGGCCCCUCCUCCGCCGCGUGCCUCAACUUCCCGGACUCGGCGUGGCUGCUCGACGUGCCGUCCAACCUCUCGGACCUCGCCGACGUCCGUCGCGUCGCCAUCGAGGCCGUGGUGCAGUUCCUGCGCCGAGGUGCCAGGAACGCCGGCGCCGCCUCGGAGUCGGAGGUGGUCCCCGUCGACGGGGUCGCCUCCGCAGCGCUGGCCCCGUCGCCGUAUGCGGACAAUGCCGGCUCUUCGGCGACGCCCCAGCCUUCAGCAGCGUCUGAGGUGUCCGCCGCCCUCGGCAGCGACAUGCUCGAGCUUCACGUUUCCGGGGAAAUGGGCUUGGGCACCUACUACGCCGACCUCGCGGAGGGGCUGCUCCUGGAGCCGCCGCCUCCCGCGGCGAGCUCGGAGCACGGAGGAGACGGCGGCGGGCAUGAUGCCUCGCUAUGGAAAUGGAACCACUGA
Molecule: messenger RNA, 741 nt
Organism: Lolium rigidum
Lineage: Eukaryota; Viridiplantae; Streptophyta; Magnoliopsida; Poales; Poaceae
Product: dehydration-responsive element-binding protein 1H-like
Exons: 1
Coding region: 1-741 (246 amino acids)
Biological process (GO): regulation of DNA-templated transcription
Molecular function (GO): DNA binding; DNA-binding transcription factor activity
Source: RefSeq, a predicted model, not a curated record